AUGGGGCAGGACACCAAUAUGCUAAACACCCACCAACAGUUGGUUAGGACCACAUCCCGGAGACCAGGGCAGGACACUCGGUUCCAGGCUCUGGGGUCGGGCAUAGGGCUGCUCAAGCUUCUGUCGAACAUCCCCCAGGCGGAGCCGGAGAGCCUGGGAAGUGGCGAUGGUGUGCCAAUUCAGGGUCCACAGCAGAGGUCUCAGAGCACGGGGCAGGUGGCGAGAAAGGACCGCAGGCACAGGAUUCGGAACAAGAAAGGACAGGGCUCUGCUGAAGCUGAGGAUCUCUUUCCCUGUCCUCCUCGGAAACCCUCCUUCCCCUUCCAGUGGGCCUGGGAGAGCUUCAUCACAGAUGGCCAGGCUCUGCUUCAGCCGAGAUCCCCUUCAACCCCUGGCCACCAAGCCCUGCCUUGGCCCCGUGUGGCUCCCCAGCGCAAGCCCAGGCCCAAGUCCACGGCCAACCUCCCAGAGGAAGGGAGGAAACAGCAGCUUGGGGCCUGGGAUGGCCCCAUCCUUCCUAGCAAAGAGGAGAGCCAGGGGCCAGAGCCACCCAGUGAGUGUGGUCUCCGGACACCAGAGAAGAGGUCAGGAUCAAGAUUGGAGUGUGAAGAGACUGCUGAGCCAGAAGGGCCAGGUGCUGAGGAGGUCAAGAGGGGUCUGAGCCCUGGGGAACUGCCCCAGCUCCCCAGGAGGGGAUUGAUCUUGGAGGAGGAGUGGUUCUCAGAGGCCACAGAGGAGACUGAGGAGGGGGAGCAUCGGGGCCCUCCCAGAAGGAGCAGCGGUUCUCAGAAAAAGGGGCAGGAUUCUGGAGAGGAGGCCUUGGAUGAGGGGGAACUGCAGGGCCAGAGCCUGGGGAGUGGCUCCAGCUGUAACAACCCUCGAGAGCCACAGAGGAAGAAGCCGGGUGCCAAGGAGCGGGAGGGCCCGUGGGACCUGGAGAAGCUGCACAGACAGCUACAGCAAGAGUUGGACUGUGGCCCCCAAAAACAACCGUGGAAGGCUUUGCGAGAUGCUUUCCAGGCCUCCAGCCGGAGUGGGAAGGCUCAGAUCUUGGGAAAUGAAACUUUCCUGUUUGCCAACUUCCCUAAUCGCACCUUCCACAAACGACAUGAGGCCACCAGAAGCCUACUGCAGUCUUGGGAGCGGCAGCAGCAGGAGGAGCAGCAGCAGGCUGAGCGUCGGCGUGCCCGGGAGCAGCGGGUACAGCAGCAGGUGGCCCGCUGCCUGGCAGCCUAUGCGCCCAAAGGGAGCCGGGGACCUGGGGCCACCCAGCGCAAACUGGAAGAGCUGAGGCGCCAGGAGCGACAGCGCUUUGCUGAGUACCAGGCAGAGUUGCAGGGCAUCCAGCACAGGGUGCAGGCCCGGCCCUUCCUGUUCCAGCAGGCAAUGCAGGCCAAUGCCCGGCUGACUGUGGCUCGGCGCUUCUCUCAAGUGCUAUCAGCACUAGGACUGAAUGAAGAGCAGCUGCUGGCUGAGGCGGGAAAAGCGGACAUACAGGGUGCCGCCGGGAAACCCAGGAGCCACAAGUCAAUGGAGGUGAGAAUGGAACGUUCUUCUCAGAGCCCCCCAAGGACAGAACCCACCAGCACUGAGCCCGACAGGCACAUCACCCUCAGCCUGGACCCACAGUGCAGAUCCUGA
Messenger RNA from Otolemur garnettii (small-eared galago), 1641 nucleotides. RefSeq names its product testis specific 10 interacting protein (gene TSGA10IP). The record is from RefSeq and is a predicted model, not a curated record. Gene Ontology annotation, cellular component: cilium; photoreceptor connecting cilium; ciliary basal body. The transcript has 8 exons. Bases 1 to 1641 code for a protein of 546 amino acids. Gene Ontology annotation, biological process: cilium organization. NCBI's taxonomy places the organism in Eukaryota, Metazoa, Chordata, Mammalia, Primates, Galagidae.